This is a messenger RNA of Nilaparvata lugens (brown planthopper), 1159 nucleotides long. RefSeq names its product protein PXR1-like. The record is from RefSeq and is a predicted model, not a curated record. Bases 557 to 952 code for a protein of 131 amino acids. The transcript is spliced from 2 exons. NCBI's taxonomy places the organism in Eukaryota, Metazoa, Arthropoda, Insecta, Hemiptera, Delphacidae.
AUCAGUCAAGUCUCCACAUCCCGAAAGACAACUGGGACUACCCAAGAAAUUUCUACACAUUCUAUGUCUGCUCAUAGCCAUAUCUGCUUUAAAUAGAUACGAUGGAGUGAAUGCAGAGAGUGAACAACGGAAUCUGAAUCCUGAAGAUGCAGCACCACCAGUUUUUCCAUUUCCCCGAAAGGACUGAAUAUCACCAAUGACGCCAACUGGGAAAUGACGUCACAAAAACUCUUCACUCACCUAAUGGCAAAGCAAUGAAGAAGGAGAAGAAGGAGAAAAAAGACACUGAGAAGGAAAUCAGCAUGCAGACAGGAAGUCCCUCAAAGCCAACCAUGGGUCUAUUCACACACAACAAUGGUAAAGCAAUGAAGAAGGAGAAAAAGGAGAAGAAGGACACUGAGAAGGAAAUCAGCAUGCAGACAGGAAGUCCCUCAAAGCCAACCAUGGGUCUAUUCACACACCACAAUGGCAAAGCAUCGAAGAAGGAGAAAAAGGAAAAGAAGGACACUGAGAAGGAAAUCAGCAUGCAGACACAGGAGUCCCCUCAAAGCCAACCAUGGGUCUAUUCACACACAACAAUGGCAAAGCAUCGAAGAAGGAGAAAAAGGAAAAGAAGGACACUGAGAAGGAAAUCAGCAUGCAGACAGGAAGUCCCUCAAAGCCAACCAUGGGUCUAUUCACACACAACAAUGGCAAAGCAUCGAAGAAGGAGAAAAAGGAAAAGAAGGACACUGAGAAGGAAAUCAGCAUGCAGACAGGAAGUCCCUCAAAGCCAACCAUGGGUCUAUUCACUCACAUCAAUGGCAAAGCAAUGAAGAAGGAGAAGAAGGAGAAAAAAGACACUGAAGGAAAUCAGCAUGCAGACAGACGUCCCUCCAAGCCUACCAUGGGUCUAUUCACACACAACAAUGGCAAAGCAAUGAAGAAGGAGAAGAAGGAGAAAAGACACUGAGAAGGAAAUCAGCAUGCAGACAGGAAGUCCCUCAAAGCCAACCAUGGGUCUAUUCACACACAACAAUGGCAAAGCAUCGAAGAAGGAGAAAAAAGAAAAGAAGGACACUGAGAAGGAAAUCAGCAUGCAGACAGGAAGUCCCUCAAAGCCAACCAUGGGUCUAUUCACACACAACAAUGGCAAAGCAUCCAAGAAGGAGAAAAAGGA